GAGAUAGAGAGUCAAUGAUGGUAGAGAUGAGGGAAAUAAUGAGAGGGAUAACCAGAGAGAUGACGGGUGCGGACACUAGGGCACCUGGCCAUCGCGACAAGCCUGGAUCCCCGUAUUUAUUACGAUGGGAUCGCAGAAAUUCCGAUCCAUGGAGGAGUGUAGGGGAAAGGAACCCCCGCACGCUCGCAGACUAUCGAGCUCGUGAGAGGGCCGAGGAUGAUCCCUGGAGGAGGAGAGAUGAUGAGAUCGAUAGAGAUCGUCGCACCGACCAAUAUCGCCAGGACGAUAGGUAUUACAGGGGUGGACGAUUCGAGCAGUACCCACGGAGCCCCAGGUACGACCGGAAUCCUGAUGGUUUCCGGAGCCCUGGGAACUUUACGCACAGGGAUGGAGGAGAUUCCCGCGACACUGGGAACCUGAUCGGGAUCGCAGAGACGGAUAUCGUGGAGGAUAUGAUAGGGCGGACAGAGCAGGAGACAGACGUGCCGACUCCAGAGGAGACAGGCGCGAUGAUUCUCGAGGAGAUCGGCGAGACGAUUCCCGUGGGCGAUAUGACCGAGGAGGAUAUCCUGCGUCGUCAGGGUAUCCAAAGUCAUCCACUUAUCCCAGGUCUCAAGGACCAUCCAACCCAAAUGCCAGAGCACUGGGAGUACCGCCGCCUAGAGCCGAAGAGGACAGGGCCACCUACCCUGAGGAGUACUUGCGUCUACUGCAAGGCGGAUGACCAUGUCAAAAGAGACUGCCCCGACCUCAAGCGGGCAAUAGACGAGGGGAUCGUAGUGCUUGACGACCGAAAGUACGUCCAGUGGGCGGAUGACCUAGGAGAUAUCUCAAUGUUUCCUUCAAUGAAGGAAAACGUCGACGCCAGACAAGUACGCCCCAGCAAAGGGAAGGAAGUAGUGAGGAGUCGGAGCAUCAGGAUAUUGAUGUCGCUGGACGAGGACGAGCCUACGACGCCUAUCCGAGUUGCGGCGACAAAAUCCGCCAGACCAUCAUCAUCAAGAAGACGGACACCGAUUAUGUGAUGGCAGAAAAGGAUGGACAAAGGAUCGAUUGAAGCACGGAGCUCGCAAGUUCACAAUGAAGAGCUCAUUGGAUG
Messenger RNA from Chara braunii, 1099 nucleotides. The record is from the annotation of a GenBank genome assembly. Lineage: Eukaryota; Viridiplantae; Streptophyta; Charophyceae; Charales; Characeae.